AUGGCAAAUAAAAUAAAACCAUCAGAAAUUUUAUUAUCGAAUGUUGUUCUUCUUUUGGUGAUUGGCAAUCUCGUCAAUAGUGGUCGAAUUGAUUGGACAAUAGAGAAGAGUUCUUCAUUUUGGUAUGAACAAGCUCGAUUAUCAAUUGAAGAAGGAUUACAACGUCGUGAUAAUACUGGAAUAGCUAAAAAUGUAAUUCUUUUUUUGGGUGAUGGUAUGGGUGUAUCAACUGUUACUGCAGGUAGAAUUCGAAAGGGACAAACAAAUGGACAAUUAGGCGAAGAUUUUCUUACUGAAAUGGAACAAUUUACUCAUUUAGGUUUGGCAAAAACAUAUAAUAUUGAUCAUCAAACACCAGAUUCAGCAGCGACAGCAACAGCUUUUUUAUGUGGUGUUAAAGCACAAUUAGGUACAAUAGGAGUUGAUGGACGUGCAAAACGAUCUAAUUGUUCAAGUUCAAUUGGUACAAAUGUGACAAGCAUUCUCGAUUGGGCCCAAAAAGCUGGUAAAAAAGUUGGCAUUUUAACAACAGCUCGUAUAACUCAUGCAACACCAGCUGCUGCUUAUGCUCAUGUUGCUGAACGUGACUGGGAAAGUUAUAAUACAAAAACAUUUGGUAUUCUUCAAAGUCAACAAGGUUGUCUUGAUAUUGCUCAUCAACUUGUACAACGCUCACCACCAAUCGAUCUUUUAUUGGGCGGUGGUCGUCGACACUUUUAUCCAAAUACAAAGCCUGAUAUUGAAAACUCAAAAUUAAAUGGUUCUCGUACUGAUAAUCGAUCACUUAUUGAUGAACUUUGGCAUGGACGUUUUAUUUGGAAUAAAACUGAAAUGGAUAGAAUUAUUUUAGGUACACAAACACCAUUAAUGGGAUUAUUUGAAUAUGAUCAUAUGUAUUAUGAAACUGAUAGAAAAACAAAUAGAAUUGAUAAACCAAAUUUAUCACAGAUGACCAAAUUUGCAAUAGAACAUUUUUUAAAUAUGAAACAAAAUGGUUUUUUUCUUUUAAUUGAAGGCGGAAGAAUUGAUCAUGGACAUCAUGAUACAAAAGCACGAUAUGCACUUGAUGAAUUCGUUGAAUUUGAUAAUGCUAUUGGACAAGCUAAAGAAAUCUUAAAAGAAAAAGGUCUCCUUAAGGAUACAUUACUUGUUGUCACUGCUGAUCAUUCACAUGUAUUUACAAUGGGUGCAUAUGGUUCACGUGGUUCAAAUAUUUUAGGUUUUUCAUCAUUAGAAUCUCUUAAUGUCAGUGAUAUUGAUAGACUUCCUGUUAAUAUUAUUGCAUAUGGAAAUGGACCGAAUUUCCCUUCACCUCGAAAUGCAACUUACUUGUCUUUGCUUGAUACCAAUUCAACUAAUUAUUUGUCACCAGCAGCUCUACCACUAAGUAGUGAAAGCCAUGGCGGUGAAGAUGUACCUGUAUAUGCUCAUGGACCAUGGAGUCAUUUAUUUAUCGGAACAAUGGAACAACAUACAAUUGCACAUAAAAUGGCUUAUGCAGCAUGUUGGGGUCCUUAUACUAAUAGAAACGGAUGUCCAUCAAUAACUCAAUCAACAACAACAUCAACCACAGUUGUUCCAAAAUCCAAUGGUUUAAAUUCUUUUGGCCAGUUUAAAUUUAUUAAAAUAAUUAUCAUUUUCUUAUCUAUUCUUGCCCUUAUAUAA
Molecule: messenger RNA, 1665 nt
Organism: Rotaria sp. Silwood2
Lineage: Eukaryota; Metazoa; Rotifera; Eurotatoria; Philodinida; Philodinidae
Source: the annotation of a GenBank genome assembly